This is a messenger RNA of Monoraphidium neglectum, 726 nucleotides long. RefSeq lists its product as hypothetical. The transcript has a single exon. The coding region runs from base 1 to 726 and encodes 241 amino acids. NCBI's taxonomy places the organism in Eukaryota, Viridiplantae, Chlorophyta, Chlorophyceae, Sphaeropleales, Selenastraceae. The record is from RefSeq and is a predicted model, not a curated record.
AUGCACGCGCGCACACAUGCUGUUGUAUACUACUUCCGCACCAAGCAGGAGGUGGGAUCGAUACCCCCAUCCGCACCCGAUGGCGGCGGUGCUGCGCCCGGCGCUGACCUGGACGUGAUCUACGGCGGCAGCGCCUCCUCGCGCCCCCGCCACCGCGCCAGCGCCGUCCUCGCGCCUACCGGCGCGCCGGGCGCGGCGCUCGCGGUGUGCUGCCGCGAGGACGUGCCCGCCGAGCGCGCGGGCGCGUGGGCGCGGGCGCUGCUGCGGGCGGUCGCGCCGGCGGCGGUGGUGAUCCUGGGGGCAGUGCGGCCCGAGCACUACCGGGGCGCAGGGGACGCAUCCCAAGAGUUCCUCUCAUUCACCCUGCAGACGACAGCUCGGCGGCAGCAGCAGGGGCCGGCCGCCCUCGCGCAGCGGGCGGCCGCCCCGCCGCCGCUCCCGAGCGGCAGCAUCGUGGCCGGCCUGCCGGCGGCGCUGCUGACUGCCUGCGAGCUGCGGGGGCUCGCAGGGGUGCUGCUGGUGUCGGUGGAGCAGGUGCCCGCGCUGCUGCCAGACAGCCUGCCACACCUGGCGGGCGCGGCGGCCGCGCUGCUAUCGGAGGCGCCCGCAGCGGCCGCGCCGGCGCUGGCCGGCGCGCUGCGCGACGCCGGGCGCGUCGCGGCGGCGCGGGCGGGCGUGGAGCACUGGUUGGGGCGCGCGCGGGGGGCGGGGUCUGUGUACGUGUGA